Molecule: messenger RNA, 1640 nt
Organism: Tribolium castaneum (red flour beetle)
Lineage: Eukaryota; Metazoa; Arthropoda; Insecta; Coleoptera; Tenebrionidae
Exons: 9
Coding region: 154-1557 (467 amino acids)
Biological process (GO): mitochondrial respiratory chain complex assembly; protein insertion into mitochondrial outer membrane
Cellular component (GO): outer membrane
Source: RefSeq, a predicted model, not a curated record
GGGAAUUCAAGCUUUGUUUUUUCCCCAGUGAGCAAUCUGUCAUCUGUCAACAUCAUUUAAUUUUCCGAAAAACAGUAUUUUUUCAUGAAAAAUCAUCCAAUUGCUAAAUGAAAUGCUACAUUAACAAAAAAACUCGUAUUAACACAUGCAGCUAUGGGCACAGUACACGCAAAAUCGGAAGAAAAUGCCCCAAUUCUGCCUACGAUCCCCCAAGAACACAUUAAAUCAGAACCUGCACAACACCAAGACCAGCGCGAGAUUUUUCUAGACGGGGUUAAGGCCCGUGUUGAUAAAAUUCACGUGGAUGGACUGGCCCGGACUAAGGACGAUAUAAUCGAAGACUGCAUCAGGGAUUUAUUUAAAGCGGCAGAUUUCCAAGACGUGCUCCUCAGGGCGCACCGGGCGCGCCUUAAACUUGAUGAGUUGGGAUGUUUCAAGAAUAUUGCAGUUUUUAUCGAUACGAGUAAGGGACAAGGUGCGAGCCCUGACGGACUUGAAGUUACUUUUAACGUUACUGAACAUAAAAGGGUGACGGGAGGGGUCACCACCCAAGUGGGGAACAACGAAGGGGCGCUGCUUAUCGGCUUAAGGGCUCCUAAUUUAUUUGGACGUGGGGAGAGAGUGCAACUUGAAUACAGUCAUGGGUCCAAGAGGACGACUAAUUUUAAUGUUGCUUUCAUCAAACCGAUGAGGGGCAAAUAUAGGCCCAUGUUUACCACCAGUGUGUUCCAAUCAAACGCUGAAUGGCCUGUAUCCGGUUACAAACAACUGGAUAGAGGUUUACUUUUUGACUUUGGAUUCCACUCAACUGCCUUGAUCAAACAUAACAUUCAGUGGGAAGCCGCCAUCCGUGAUUUGGCUGUAUUGAGCAGAAAUACUUCUUUUGAAGUUAGAGAACAAGCCGGACUUAGUCUAAAAUCGGCAUUGAGACACAUAAUAUCAAUUGAUUUAAGAGAUGAUUUGAUUUUUCCCACAUCCGGUAGUCUCUUACAGCUAACAUCAGAAGUCGCAGGACUGGGUGGAGAUGUUGGCUUUUUAAAAAAUGAAUUUUUUAUUCAAGGGAAUUAUUCGCUUGUUGAGGAUUUUGUUUUACAAGGAACAUUGUCUGGUGGUUUCAUGCGAGGUUUAAGUAACGAUAUGAAAAUUGGAAUGUCCGAUAUGUAUUAUCUUGGGGGCCCUUUAACGUUGCGCGGUUUUCAAAUGCGAGGUGUGGGUCCCCAUUCAGAGGGCGACGCUUUGGGCUCGAUGGCCUAUUGGGCGUCAGGAUUGCAUUUGUUUAGUCCUUUGCCGUUUAGACCUGGCCGUGGAGGAUUUGGUGAUUUGUUUAAAACGCACCUUUUUAUCACUGCAGGAAAUGUGGGGGAUUUCAGCUUGAGCGAUAAAAACCUGAUAGACUCGCUCACGGCAAGCGUGCGCAUAUCAUACGGCGUGGGAAUCGCCCUUCGUCUCGGAAACAUGGCCCGAGUUGAAGUGAACUACUGUUUUCCCCACACGUUUGAAAAAGGCGACCAAAUCCAUCCAGGAAUCCAAUUCGGAAUCGGCGUACAAUUCGUGUAAAAUCCAAAUCAUCAUAGUCAUUUAUUUCGUUGAAACUAAAUAAAUAAUGUACACUGUUAUUGAAAUAAAGUUGUUAACACUGA